AUGGCGUUGGAGGUGGAGGCGUCCGGGGCUCCCCUGAGCUCUUUCCUGAGGGACUUCCCAUCUCCGCUGGGUCCGGGGGAGCCGCUGCCGUGGAGCUCGGCGGGGACCGGCUCCCUGAGCAAGGCCGAGGUGCCGGGCGCGCUGGCCGACCGGGCGAGGAGCCUCCUGAUCAGCAGAGGUGUUGCACCACUUCUUGCAGCAUCAUUGAUCCAUGCUGCACUUGAUGAAGUUCUCCAAACAGACUUGACUGAAUUUCAGCAGCAAAGUGUGGAGACAGAGGAAGGAGGAGAUGAAGAAAGGUUCACCUUGCUGGAUGGAGAGUCGUUGCAGCGCUGCUUCUUCAACAAGCUUCGGGAUAUUUGCUGUGAGUGGCAGAAGCAGCUGCCACCACUGAGGCCACUGAGGAGGUUCCUGCUUGUUUCUGUCCAUGCCAUCCGGAACACUCGGCGGAAAAUGGAGGACCGGCACGUUCUGCUCCCAGAGUUCAAUCAGCUCUUUGGUUUAGCAGAUGAAGUGGAUCGUGCUUACUUUGCAGUAUUUGAUGGCCAUGGUGGAGUGGAUGCUGCUGAUUAUUCAGCAACCCAUUUACAUGUAAAUGUUGGGCUGCACAAAGAAUUUGUUAAGAAUCCAGCUGAGGCCUUGAAAUGCUCUUUCCAGAAGACAGACGAAAUGUUUCUUGUCAAAGCCAAAAGAGAGAAGCUGCGCAGUGGUACAACAGGUGUGUCUGCCUUGAUUGUAGGGAGCAAGCUACACAUAGCAUGGCUUGGGGACUCACAGGUCAUGCUUGUGCAGCAAGGAAAAGCUGUGACGUUAAUGGAACCUCACAAACCAGAACGAGAAGAUGAGAGAGCACGCAUUGAGGCUCUGGGUGGUUGUGUGACCUAUAUGGACUGCUGGCGAGUUAAUGGCACCUUGGCUGUUUCUAGAGCAAUUGGGGAUGUAUGCCAGAAGCCCUAUAUCUCUGGUGAUGCAGAUGGAGAUUCAUUUGAGCUGACUGGCUCUGAAGAUUACUUGCUCCUAGCCUGCGAUGGAUUCUUUGAUGCUGUCAAGCCAUAUGAGGUUGUAGACUUGGUCCUAGAUCAUUUAAUGCAAACCAAAGGAGUGGGUCUUAAUGCAGCAGAAAGACUGGUGGCUGCUGCAAAAGAAAAUGGAUCCAGUGAUAACAUCACUGUUCUAGUGGUGUUCUUGAGGGAUCCUCAGGACAUCUUGGCAGGCUGUCUCAGAGACCCUAAGAACCUUGAGGCCGGUGAUGAUGCUCGGAGUUCACCCUUUAAUUUCCUCAGCUGUGAGGCAGCAGCCACACAGUGA
Messenger RNA from Indicator indicator, 1308 nucleotides. RefSeq names its product protein phosphatase, Mg2+/Mn2+ dependent 1F (gene PPM1F). The coding region runs from base 1 to 1308 and encodes 435 amino acids. Lineage: Eukaryota; Metazoa; Chordata; Aves; Piciformes; Indicatoridae. Gene Ontology annotation, molecular function: protein serine/threonine phosphatase activity; cation binding. Gene Ontology annotation, cellular component: cytosol. The transcript has 7 exons. Gene Ontology annotation, biological process: protein dephosphorylation; negative regulation of protein kinase activity. The record is from RefSeq and is a predicted model, not a curated record.